Molecule: messenger RNA, 630 nt
Organism: Cloeon dipterum
Lineage: Eukaryota; Metazoa; Arthropoda; Insecta; Ephemeroptera; Baetidae
Product: transmembrane protein 98-like
Exons: 4
Coding region: 1-630 (209 amino acids)
Cellular component (GO): endoplasmic reticulum
Source: RefSeq, a predicted model, not a curated record
AUGGCUGCUAAAGAAGUGGUUGUGUUUGCUGUUUUGAUCGGCUUGGCCCUGGUUUUCCUUUUGUGUCUCGUCAUGCUCAUUUGCGUUUGCAAAACGUACUUCAAGAAGUGCAGGCAGCCGGUUGAGCCCGCGAGUGGCACUGCUCCUGCCCUGGAAGCAGGGGACUUUCGACUUCACCCGAAUAUUGAGCAAAUUCUAAUGCGUGACUUGCUAAUGGACUCGUGCGAGUGCGAGUCGCAGUGUCUGGCCAUCCUCAGGUCGUGCCACCGGGUGACUGAAAUGCUGGCCGCCAUCGCCGUCAGCCUCGUGCACAAGCAGCACAAACUGCGAAAGGUGGCCGAGGUAGCGAGACAAACAUCAGACAGGGUGGAUGACCUGGUGCGAAGCAUGCGUCCACCCGUGGACAGCCGGCUGCUGGAGGCCAGGGCGUCGAUUUUGGUGCUCACCGUGUCCCACCUGGCCACCCUGAUGCGCUUCGCCUACAAGCACAACCAGUCUGUCACCAGGGACAUCGAGAGGGAGCUCGCCUCCGUCGACCCUUUUCUUCAGGAGCUGCGUACUGCCGCGAGAAGAAAGAACUCGGCCACUCUUCUUACGGGUGAUUUAAAUGUGUCAUCGCCCUCAAGCUGA